AUGGCGGUCGAGAGCGACGCCUCCUUGGCAUACCACGAGCCCGACAUCGUGACCAUCUUGGUCCAGUCGUCCUUUCUCCUCCUCCUCAACGUCGUCAAUUCCCUCCUGGACAAGGCAUUGUAUUGCGGUCUCGUAGGCCAAGUUCUCCUGGGAGUCGCAUGGGGCACUCCUGGCGCACGAUGGCUCGGUCUCGAGGUCCAGCGCGUCGUGGUCCAGCUUGGCUACCUCGGGCUUUUGCUCCUUGUGUAUGAAGGGGGCCUAUCGACCUCGAUUCGGUCCCUGACAUCAAACCUUGCCCUUUCUUCUGCGGUGGCCGUUACUGGCAUUGUCUUGCCCAUCGUCCUGUCGUUUGUCCUGGCUCGUCUCAUGGAUGCCACCCCUCUGCAGUGUUUCGCUGCUGGUGCAGCGCUGUGCUCAACAAGCCUGGGCACUACCUUCACUGUCCUCGGCACGAGCGGACUGACCAAAUCGAGACUCGGCGUGGUGCUCACAAGUGCUGCUAUGAUGGAUGAUGUCGUCGGACUAGUCAUGGUCCAGGUCAUCUCUAACCUCGGCGCCAGAAGCACCUCGAUCAACGCGGCCACCGUGGUCCGGCCGUUGAUGAUUUCGGUUGCUUUUGCUGUUGUCGCGCCUUUGUUGUGUGUUCUCGUCGUCCGGCCAGCGACUACACGGCUCAGCGCGCACCGGACUGCCACCCCGAAGGGCAGACUAAACCGGCUUUUCAGUUCCCAGAAGACAGCUUUCACCCUUCACACGGCCAUCCUCAUUGGUUGCGUUACAGGAUCUAGCUAUGCUGGGACCUCUAAUCUUUUCGCGGCGUACAUCGCUGGAGCAGCCAUUAGCUGGUGGGAUUCUGAAGUACCUCAUGUGAGUUUUCCGCCGCGAGAAGGGGAAGAAUCGUCCAGUUCGAGGGCAGACAGUGCAGAAUUACGUAGAAGGGAGACCGUGGUCCCCGACAUGUCUUCAAACAGCGAGGCACCACACAUCAAGGGCUGUGGAAUUGUUAUCUACGACAGCUAUUAUGCUGCUCCUGUCAAUCGUGUUCUACGACCACUAUUCUUUGCGUCAAUUGGAUUCUCGAUACCCAUUACUAAGAUGUUCUCCGGCCAGAUCGUCUGGAAAGGGGUCGUGUAUACCCUACUUAUGAUAAUAGGAAAAUUUGCCUGCGGAGGCUGGUUACUGUCGUGGAGGCUACCUUUCCUCAGCAAGGUCAAGGCGUUGACUGUUAAGCUGCUUCUAUCUGGGUCGAAACACUUCUGGGGUAGAAGACCCAAGCAGCAGAACGCCACAACAACCACAGCGACAGCUCCUACCAACACGUCACCCUCCGAUGAAGCGCCUAGAGACGUUGUGGCUGUAUCGGGGCAGGAGUCACAGAUACCCAUUGAUCCGCCCGCUUCAACAUCUGCCCCGAGCACAAUAGCUACCACGGGCCCUAGUAGAGAUCCUGAUGUCAAUCCUAGGUCUCUCUAUCCAGCGACCAUCAUCGGGUGCGCGAUGACCGCACGUGGUGAGAUCGGGUUUCUCGUCUCUUCCAUUGCCAAGAGCAAUGGCAUUUUCGCCAGUGAUCCCACAAGUCAAAUCAACUCCGACAUUUUCUUGGUCGUCACCUGGGCCAUCGUGCUCUGCACCAUCUUGGGUCCGCUGGCUGUUGGCCUGACGGUCAACAGAGUGAAGAAGCUGGAACGUGGUGCGGUGCAGGACCGUCGUGCUAUUCGGUGGGAUGUGCUCGGCGUUUGGGGUGUUUCUUAA
Molecule: messenger RNA, 1752 nt
Organism: Thyridium curvatum
Lineage: Eukaryota; Fungi; Ascomycota; Sordariomycetes; Thyridiales; Thyridiaceae
Exons: 3
Coding region: 1-1752 (583 amino acids)
Biological process (GO): proton transmembrane transport
Cellular component (GO): membrane
Molecular function (GO): antiporter activity
Source: RefSeq, a predicted model, not a curated record